Synchiropus splendidus (mandarinfish) is the source of this 4862-nucleotide messenger RNA. It is a transcript of the gene stk32a, whose product is annotated as serine/threonine kinase 32A. Gene Ontology annotation, molecular function: ATP binding; G protein-coupled receptor binding; G protein-coupled receptor kinase activity. Gene Ontology annotation, biological process: protein phosphorylation; regulation of signal transduction; G protein-coupled receptor signaling pathway. The record is from RefSeq and is a predicted model, not a curated record. The transcript is spliced from 13 exons. Lineage: Eukaryota; Metazoa; Chordata; Actinopteri; Syngnathiformes; Callionymidae. The coding region runs from base 462 to 1676 and encodes 404 amino acids.
CGGGAACGUGGAGGUCAGUCGCUCCCUCUUCCUCCCUAAAAUCCAACUUUCAUUUCUCCAUCUCCGCAUCAGCUGUCACCGUCUGGGAUCCGCGGGGAAUCCGCGUCGCCUGAGCCGGUCCGGUCCGGCGUUCGGACAAGUGGCUGUUGCUCUUCCUCUCUGCAGCAAAGCCCGGCUGGAGAUGCGCCCAUGUUCGGACAGCCAGCUGCGUCCAGAGCAGGUUAGACUCUCAGUCCUCAGAGGGUCACAGGCAGAUCGCCCUCCCUCCCGCCACAGACGCACGUCUGCCUGCUGCCACCGCUGCUGAGAAACUCACAGCCUAGUUUGUGUGUGUGUAUGUGUGUGAGAGAGAGAUGAUGCGAGAGGUGAAGUCGGCGAAAGACAAGCUGUAGAUGCCAGUCCCCGAGUGUGAGAUGAGCGAGAACUGAGCGCAGCCGACGGAGCAUCUGACCAGGAGCAAGAUGGGGCUCGGACAGUCCAGCAAGGCUCCGGUCACUCACGACUCAGACGAGGUCAACUUCGACCACUUCCAGAUCUUGAGGGCGAUAGGAAAAGGAAGCUUUGGAAAAGUGUGCAUUGUUCAGAAGAAAGACACCAAGAAGAUGUACGCCAUGAAGUACAUGAACAAGCUGAAGUGUGUGGAGCGAAACGAAGUGCGCAACGUGUUGAAAGAGCUGCAGAUCAUGCAGAACCUGGAGCACCCGUUCCUGGUCAACUUCUGGUAUUCCUUCCAGGACGAGGAGGACAUGUUUAUGGUGGUGGAUCUGCUGCUGGGUGGAGAUCUGCGCUACCACCUGCAGCAGAACGUCCACUUCUCAGAGAGCACCGUCAAGUUCUACAUUUGUGAACUGGCCCUGGCUCUCGGCUACCUGCGCUCCAAACGCAUCAUUCACCGAGACAUCAAGCCCGACAACAUCCUCCUGGACGAACACGGACACGUCCAUUUAACUGACUUCAACAUCGCUGCCAUAGUUAAGGAGGAUCUGAAGGCGACGUCCAUCGCAGGGACCAAACCAUAUAUGGCUCCGGAGCUCUUCCAGGUCUUCGAAGGCUCUCACCCCGGCUACAGCUUCUCGGUGGACUGGUGGUCGCUGGGCAUCACGGCGUACGAGCUGCUCCGAGGACAGAGGCCGUAUGUGAUGAGAUCCAGCACGCCAUCCAACGAGAUCCUUCAGACCUUCCACAAGGUCCAUCUCAGCUUUCCAGCCGCCUGGUCUUUGGAGAUGAAGUCUCUUCUCAGAAAGCUGCUCAGCAUUGAUGCCCAAAAGCGUAUUUCCUGUCUGGCGGAGCUGCAGGAUCUGGACUACAUGUCAGAUGUCAACUGGGAUGCUGUGCUCAGCAAAUGCCUUUCUCCAGGCUUUAUUCCCAAUAAAAGGAGACUGAACUGUGACCCCACAUUUGAACUGGAGGAAAUGAUCCUGGAGUCCAAGCCGCUUCACAAGAAGAAGAAAAGACUUGCCAGAAAGACUCGGGACCAAGGAUCGGACGGUUCCCCUCAGAACGGUCAGCUGCAGCAGCGCUUGGACAACGUCCAGAGAGACUUCAUCGUCUUCAACAGGGAAAAGUCAAAGAAGGUGGCGGUGGACUCGUCGGGUAUCUCCAUUUGCGAGAAGAACAAAGCCAUAGAAGAUGGUCAGAACAACAACGUGGAGCCUGCCACUUACUUAUCAGGAUAGAUGUUGCACCCGUCCUCAGCUCACACAUUAGCUACCUUCACUCAGACACUUGCUCCUAGCACAAGCUAUCAAACCUGCGCCACAUCAAUGCCUGGACAAAGGGACACGCAUCUCAAGGAUCCCCGUCUGGAAGCCACACGGACUCAACCGGCGAUCCAGCUUUCGCAUCAGCCGGACUUUAGUGCAAUUCCCAUCAUGCUUUCUUACGUCACUGCGGUGCUCAAGCUCUAGUCACUGCUGGAGCGGAAUAUGAAUCAGGAGGGAAGCGCCUGCUCUUCUGUGGAGCUGCUGCAGAUGAUCUUCUUUCACAAACAAACUGCAUCCUGCACUACACCUCAACCUCAAAUGUGCGAGCUCGCUGCAAAGUGCAGCUUUUCAGAUCCAGGACUGUUGGUCUCACAGGUGGGUUUUUCUUUGUCCCGGAACACAGCAAAUAUCUAAAGCGUCAAUCAAAUAUGGUGAAGGAGUAGGUAGUGGACUGGGACACACCAAAUAUGGUUGAGAACAAAAGGAGAAAAGCCAAAGAGAUGGAGUCAGUAAAAAUGUUUUGGUCCAACAGAUCAUUCCUUUUAUGGUAUAUUUAGAAUUUUCUUAGAAAAUGGGAGUCAAAAAUGUUGUUGCCAUCUGCCAUUCCCUUCAUUGCCCUUAUCGGCCCGGCUUUCCUGACACGAUUAGCUGGGCCCUCCUCGGGAUUUUUCCCAACCGUAGUGGGUGUCUCCGGAAAUAAUUCCGGGAGGAAUACGGAAUAUUCUGUAUUUGAUUUGGACUCAGUUUUGUAGAGUAGAUAAUGAAAACAUGUCACGCCUUCGUAGCUGUGAGAUGCACUAGGAGGACACCAAUUUUUGGAUCGACAGAAACCCAAUUCCAUGGCAAUCCAUCCUUUCCCCGAACACCAGGACCCCAGUGGUAGGUCUGGUCACUUCUCCAGACAAAGGUCGGCAGGUCCGAAAGCCUCCCGUGGCCUGAUGACACGUUAAAAGAAAGUUAUAGCGAUCCAAGUCACGGAUUGGAUCGAGCAAACUCCAAGAGGAUUGCUCAGAGGCAAUACGCACCACAACAGAGAAGACUUCAGGCAUCGAACCAAAUCAAAGGGCACCUUCUCUCUUGGAGGGAGAUAUCGACCGGAGCCGCCCGAGGCAUCCUGUAGACGCCUGUUCCAAAACAGACUUUUAAAGGACGCUUUUGUACAGUUUCCUAUCAGCAAAAGUAGAAAAUAAACCAGAGUAGACAGGAGGAAACUUUAGUGAGGCUGAAAUAUAGAGAAGGGUUUACAGUAAAGGUAAGCAACCAAUACACAGGUUAAUAAUAGAAGCAACUAUUGUAAAGGUAAAUGCAUGGUUUCCCGUAGACAAGCUAGUAAGUCUGCUCUUUUAACACUCUUAUGGAGUCCAAGUUCCACAGAUGGACUGGUGCAAUGCCCUCAAUUAUUAGAACUUAGUACCGUUCUGCUGUGGAAGUGGAUGAGCCAACACGUGAAUUUCCUGGUGAGGUCUUACUUUAGGUUAUGAUCUUCAGGUAGUAACCAUAAGAAUAACACCCAAGUGGCUGAGCUUUGGACCAUUCCUCAAGCGUCUAGUCAAGCUGGGUCCCAGACGCCUUCCAGGUGAGGUGUUCAAGGCAACUGGGGGGUUGGAACUCGGGGGAGAGCCAGGUCAUGCUGGCAAGAUAGUCGAGAACCUGGAAGGCCGGGGAAUGGGACAACUAGAAAGAUGGGAACGGAUGGUUUGCUCGCUUCUUCUGCCUGAACUGAACCAGACUUACAGCAGCUGCAAUCAUUGUUUACAUCUGAGGGCCACUUGCUCCCUUCAGUUUGAGGUUUUCAUCAACCCACUUACGAAAACAGCAAGUGCCAGUAUAACCGAAGGAACCACGGACGCAUGAUCCUCACAAGGUAAUACGUUAGCAUUAGCACUGAUUUAGCAGUCUGAGCGUUUUAGCUAUAUUAGCCUUCUAGCGCCUUCUUUCCUAAGAGAAGAUCAUAUCUAACUAGAGAGUUGAAACGUGGAACAAGUUCACCAAUGUUUUAGGGUCAACUGUUACAGGUAAAUCCAAGUUUUCUUACCUAGUAGAAGACUUGUGCUGGGUUUGUGGGAGGUUUUCUGCCCAUCUGCUGUUCUGGAUCGUGCUGUUGUAAAACUAGCAAUGCUAGCGAAGUGUAGUGAAAUGACCUCAAAACUUCUCCAUCCUUUGAUCGUCAUUGCUAAAGGGUCUCAGAUGGUAAUUCGCACACUGUACAGAUGUAGAGUUCCGAUUUGCUUUGAUCCAACUAAACAACAGGGAACUGUGAAACUGUGAAUAAGGAUUGGUUCUCAAGACCAACUCAGAAUAACAUCAGUGGUGAGUGACGGCUAUCAGAGAGACGACUUUCUUGUCUACGUGUCCUCGGACGCGAGUGAGACACGGAAAUGCCUUCUUGGCUUGGUGUUUGUAAACGGCAGGGCUAUAAAUGAGCGGGUACAUUUCAGUUCUACUCCAACAUCAGUACCUGACUGGCCAGUGAAAACAUGAACAGAAUAGAUUAUCGACGGCUGUUAGUUUACCAUCCGUUUCUGUCAUAAUCCGUGAGGUGACCUUGCGCUCCGAUCUGGAGCUUGUUCCUUAUCGGACCCAUGAACUGGUCUCAGUGGUGGCUGUGAGAAUUUGACACCACAACGUGACUGAAUGAAUCAAACUUGUUUACGGUGGUGACACCAGAUUCGGCUGCUCAUUUGCAUUUGCAAUGAAUUCCCUCCACUGCUGUUCUUACUAUCAGUCGGCACAGUUGACGCUGAAUGUUAAUCUGAGACCCGACCCAACGCAAGUAACGCAGGCAAUGACUGAAAAACUCUGACAGCACACAGACGUGUUUUGUACCAUUCUGUAGCACUUUUAUAACGCAACCCAUUCACUGUGUUCUGCUGCUGUGUUGUUUAGAGACGAAUCCAAAGCUUCUUGUGUCGUGGCUCAGCUCACCUCCCAGAUGUAUAUCGACCAAUAACAACGUUCUUUUGUGUCGUUUUUCAAGCAUGUACGAAAACCCACCAACAUCAAAUGUAUAAUUUCACCAACAAAAAAAAAGAUUUUCUUGUAGCGACCUUGUUCCACACAUGUAUAUUUCUGCCCUGCAGGGGGCGUGUCACUGUGUCCAUGUACUUGACUGUGAUAGCAAUCCAUUAAGGUGUGCCUUAAAUAAUAAUAUGUUCUUUU